GCACUAAAGAACUUGGAGGGUAAGGCCACCAGAGAGAACACACCAGCCAGAUGGCGAAGCGAUGGCGCGCCAUUCAUAUACAAUUCAUUGGACGAUUUGGAGCAUCUACCCUACGUCACCUACAACAUUGACGACUUCCAACUCGAGGGCAUGACUCGUAACGCCGACUCGAUCAUCAGUCUGAUCGAGAGUGUCAAGGGCCAGGGAUACAUGACAAAGGUUGGCAGGGACCGCAUUCGCGACCUCAACACCAUCAUCAUGGCCAAUGUCAUUGGUCAUGUCGACCCACUCUCAAGAUUGCCCGUCGCCCGUGGCCUCUACCCAUCGUCAUCAUUCGUCAAUCACUCGUGCCUGUCAAACAGCGUCUGGUUCUACGACAGCUAUGGCAUGCUCACGUACCGCAGCACCCGUGCGAUCAAGGCUGGCGAAGAGAUCACGACCACGCACGUAACACUCACCUCGUCCAAGCCAAAGAGGAUUAACACCCUGUUGAUGCACCGAGGCUACUACUGUCAGUGCAGUCGAUGCAGCAGCGACAGCAGCGGCAAUCAAUGUCCAAAGUGUCGCGAACCAUUCAAUCACAGCCAACUCAAGAUCUGGGAGCCGCAGCCAUCAAUCGACUUUGAUGGCCGCGCGUACCAGUGCAGCAAGGGACACGUGACAAUGGCUACACUGUACGAUGUGAUCGAGGAUUGGUCACAGCCUGGCGAGAUCAUCCGAGCGCCAGAGAACUAUGAACACUAUACGCGAUACUUCCAGAAGGGCAACAUGGUGAUGUUGAGACACUUGCAGCUGCGAUCAAUCUAUCUGUUGGAGCAGCCGUCUACUAUGCCCCAGGUGCCCAAGAUGAUCGAUCAACUGUUCCAAUGCUACGAUGAUGCGUUUGGUGGCAAGUCCAAGGAUGUCAUGCCACAUCACUAUGUGGACGACUACCAAACAUUGUUCUUGGCAUUGCGAGGCAUGUCCAAGAGGGAUGUCAAGAAGUUACAACAAGUCAAGGAGCAAUGUCAACAGAUGCUAGAGGUCAUAAUCAAUCUCUCGACACAUGUAUUCCGCUUUGAGUUUGAGUGUGACUUCAAA
Acytostelium subglobosum LB1 is the source of this 1080-nucleotide messenger RNA. RefSeq lists its product as hypothetical. The annotation marks the transcript as partial. The transcript has a single exon. The record is from RefSeq and is a predicted model, not a curated record. Gene Ontology annotation, cellular component: nucleus. Lineage: Eukaryota; Evosea; Eumycetozoa; Acytosteliales; Acytosteliaceae. Gene Ontology annotation, molecular function: protein binding.